UUGGGCGUUGCAGGAGUUGGUGCCUCACUCUGAAGGUUCCCCGGCGUCAGGACGGCUGACCCGGGUCGGAGGGUCGGGGCCUCUGUUCAGGUCCAGCCAGGUUGGUCCGGGGCGCCCAAGCUCCGGGCUCGCUGGCUGCGGGGCCGGGCGUGUGAGGACUGCCGGACGGUCCUACUCAUCAGUAGGCUGUUAGCCAUUUCUGAUCCUCAGCCUCCAGGGCGGGACUGCCUCCUGCUUGAGGGAGAGGCCGGAGGUCAGGCGGUGGCGACAGCUGCCACGGGCUUUGCCGGCGGGACGGGGACAGAUCCAAGCAAGUUCCCGCACCCGCCAGAGCCCUUGUUCAUUUUAGGUUUCCAGGGUGGUGGGACCUUGGUUAGGACCUAAGUUCUGGGACUCCUCGAACUGACAGCACUCGGGAAGUCUCAGCCAGCACUCUGCAAUUUCUAUGUUCACCCGUUGCCUUAAACAAAUCACAUCAAGGUCUGAAUGGGGAAUGAACUCUUCUGAAGUCUCAGAGCAGAACGCCUUUUCUUCACCAUGGAGGACAAGAGACAGCGAGCCCGAGUGCAGGGAGGCUGGGCUACACCUACCAAGAGCCAGUCUGCUGCUCAGCCAGCUACUCCUGCUAGGAGCCGUCUUUCCCAGACAGCAGGGCCAGCCUGGAGGAGCAAGGAACAGCAGCUAUGUGACCGACAAUUUGUGUUCAAAGAGCCUCAGUUGGUUGUCCGUGCAGCCCCAGAACCCAGAGUGAUUGACAGGGAGGGUGUGUAUGAAAUCAGCUUGUCACCUACAGGUGUGUCUAGGGUGUGCUUAUAUCCUGGCUUUGUGGACUUGAAGGAAGCUGGCUGGAUCUUGGAGCGGCUUUGUAAGGAUGUCCCCUGGAAACAGAGGAUGGGCAUCAGAGAGGAUGUAACUUAUCCGCAGCCAAGACUUACAGCAUGGUAUGGAGAGCUUCCUUACACUUACUCGGGAAUCACUAUGGAACCAAAUCCUCACUGGCUUCCUGUGCUGUGGACUCUGAAGAGCCGCAUUGAGGAGAACACUGGCCACACCUUCAACUCCUUGCUGUGUAAUUUUUACCGGGACGAGAAGGACAGCGUGGACUGGCACAGUGAUGAUGAACCGUCCCUGGGGAGCUGCCCCGUCAUCGCUUCCCUCAGUUUUGGUGCCACUCGGACUUUUGAGAUGAGGAAGAAGCCCCUACCUCACCGAGUGCCCAAGGAAUACCACUCCAGAGAACCAAGAGUAAACUUAACCUUUCGGACCGUUUAUCCAGACCCAAGAAGAACCCCCCGGUGACACUUCUGCAGAGAUACCACUGAGGGGAGGCUAUGCACCUAACAGCCCCUCCCCAUCUCCCGCAAGCACUUCCAGAAGCUGUUCCAUGCACUUCCAUGAUGUGCUGUUCGGAAAUCGUGGUGUUUGCUUCUCAGGUUCUACUCCUCCUGAAUGAGAGCUGCCAGCACUUCACCUUGUCAACAUGUCUACUACAGGAACACUUACUUUGAGACAGAUCUCAAAUCAAGGGUUAUCAUUAAGCAAAUUAAAAACUGCUCCGGCUGUGCUCACAGAUGAUUUGUUCCAAAAGCUUUUUGCCUCCUGCCCUGCCCCCUUUAAUUUGAAGAAAUACAAAUGGCCUUGUGCCUCUGGGGAAGAUCUGAACAUGUUUGUUCCUUAUGACGUUAGCAAAAUGGAGAUAUAAAUAUGUGUCAGUGACUCUGGAGCCUUCCACAGGCAGACAGCUGCUGAAACCCAAACAGAGGUGGCUUCUCUGGGCUUUGUUGAAGUCUUCCUUGACUCCUUAACAUCUUGGCUUGUAUGUUAUUGUAAUGGAAAGCUGCGUGUUCAGGACACUGUUUAUUUAGCUAAAUUUCCCAGCUGUCAGUUUUCCUGGGGCACACUUAGGUUACAGACUUCUGAAUACAGAGACAGCAGCAUGCUCCCAUCCACCCCCAUCCACACCCCAGGCAGUCCUACCUGGGGCCCUGCGUAUGGAAAGACAGUGCUGUAUCCUGGAAGCAAGCAAUAACCGAAAAUGUCAGGAGAACCAGGCUGAAAUUUUGGUUGAAGAACAGCAAAUGCCCUGUUAGUAACAGCUGUUCCAAUAGAUGAGUUUCCCCUGGAGAAUUCCUUGAGUCAUUUAAACCCAGGCCAGAUAGAAUCAGAGCAGCCCUGCAGGGAAUAGCUUGGAUGACCUCAUGGCUCUUCUACCUUAGAUUUCAGAAGCCUGUGACUAAGGCUCUUCUGACUCAGUGUUCUCUUUCACUGGGUGCCUGAGUUCAGGGGUUAGCCUGUGAUGUCACCAAGGCUUCCAAAACAGAAUGGGGUAGUUGCCCCUUGUUGCAUCAUAAAAACACAUGACUCGUUGACCUUGACUCAGGAGCAAUGUACUAGAUGAACUCAAACCCAGAGGAAGAGUUCAUGUCAGUGGAUGAAAGCGGGACAUGGGUUAGAGUUUCUCCCUUGUCCUGGAGGGAAAUUUACUGUCUUGGUUUUUAAUCCUGUUUCCAUUCCACUCUGUAAGAUGGAUGGUCCCCAUGACAUGGAACGGUGCCAGAGGCUGGACAAGCUUACUCAAGGCUCAGAUGGAAUGAAUA
Molecule: messenger RNA, 2597 nt
Organism: Mus pahari (shrew mouse)
Lineage: Eukaryota; Metazoa; Chordata; Mammalia; Rodentia; Muridae
Gene: Alkbh3
Product: alkB homolog 3, alpha-ketoglutaratedependent dioxygenase
Exons: 9
Coding region: 538-1299 (253 amino acids)
Biological process (GO): DNA repair; DNA alkylation repair
Cellular component (GO): nucleus
Molecular function (GO): dioxygenase activity
Source: RefSeq, a predicted model, not a curated record